Molecule: messenger RNA, 825 nt
Organism: Amoebophrya sp. A25
Lineage: Eukaryota; Dinophyceae; Syndiniales; Amoebophryaceae
Source: the annotation of a GenBank genome assembly
CCUGACCCUCGUCCAGUAGCUCCUUGUUGAACAAGAGAAGCCGGAACAAAACUAUCAACAGCAACAGCAAAGUAAGAGGAUAUGAGAGCAUCUAUGCCUAUAGUACUCGAAUACGCAGUUCUUUAUUUCAUUUAAGAAGACAACGUAUGACGCGACACCAAUCGCUCUUGCUCUCGUUGGGCACCUUUCGUUGUCUGCUGUGUGCUUUCGUUGUCCAGCUGCGAGGAGAGCAGCACGAGAGAGGUGACACAGGAUACGCGGGAAAUCGAGCGCUAGAAGAAUCGACGGCACACGCAUCAAACGAUGCCGCGAGAAGAGUACAAGGAGGAGAUGGAGGCCAAGGGUACGACCAAGCAGCCAGUCGGGCCGAUGAAGGAAACGUAUCCGGUGGUCAGGCCGCGUACUCAGAAAUGCAACCCGUUGCGGCUGCGAUAGCACCUGCGGCUGCAGAUAUCGCUGUUGUUGCUGAGUCUGUUGCAGAGACACGGUCGCAGGCCGCUAAGGAAGAAGGUGCUGAGGCAGGAGGUUCGCAGCCAGUGGCUGCUCAACUAGUGGCGACUCAGCCGGUAGCUGCUCAGCCGGCAGCUGCUCAACCAGCGGCGGCACAACCAUCGGCAGCACCGCCAGCAGCUGCUCAACCAGCGGCUGCUCAGCCGGUGGCUGCUCAACCAGUAGCUGCUCAACCAGCGGCUGCUCAACCAGCAAUAGCACAACCAGCAAUAACACAACUAGCGGUUGCUCCACCAGCGGCUGGUCAACCAGCGGCUGGUCAACCAGCGGCUGGUCAACCAGCGGCUGCUCAGCCGGUGGCUGCUCAACCAGUAA